GUUGGACACUUGGACCGUUAGACCUCAUCCCAUCGGUCUCGUUUCGCCCACCGGUCACCGCCGAAGGAACCCUAGUUCCCAGUUCUCAGUUCCCCAACAACUCGCGCCCCCUAUAUAACCUCGCGAGCUCUCUACAGAAAACCUCUUUGGGCGACGGGGUUCAGUGGUGCCCUGUUAGACUAUCACAUUGUUCUUCUUUUCACUUACAACUCGCGCGCCUUAUACAAGCUUUGCCACUGCUAAACCCUAGCUUCAACAAGCUCUAACGCAGUCUCACCGAGUCCACGAAGCUCAAUUUCUUCGAUUUUUUUGCUUUCAAAACUCUGGGAGACUUGAGAAUUAGUAGCUCAAAUGGGAAUUCCUUCAUUCUAUCGAUGGCUUGUCCAAAAAUACCCGCUUUCAGUCUCAGAAGUCAUGGAAGAAGUUCCUCCCGUCGUUAAUGGAGUUCGUGUACCGAUUGAUACGAGCCUUCCGAAUCCGAAUGGCAUGGAAUUUGACAAUCUAUACCUUGACAUGAAUGGCAUUAUUCACCCCUGUUUCCAUCCAGAAGGCCAGCCUGCACCGAAGACAUCUGAAGAGGUUUUCAAGAAUGUUUUUAAAUACAUUGAUCGCAUCUUCUCACUUAUUCGACCGCGGAAACUUCUCUACAUGGCAGUUGAUGGUGUUGCGCCACGGGCUAAGAUGAAUCAACAGCGUGCAAGGAGAUUCAGAGCUUCUAAAGAUGCGUUGGAUAAUGCUGCUGAGGCAGAGAGGCUGAGUAGAGCCCAUAUAGGAGAGUUGGAGAGUUUAGAUGAGCUGGAGCAAACUAAGACAAUGGAUUCGAAUGUAAUCACACCUGGAACGGACUUCAUGGCAUCACUGUCUUCAGCUCUUCAAUAUUACGUACAGCUAAGAAUGAACACAGAUCCAGGGUGGCGGGGCAUCAAGGUCAUUCUUUCUGAUGCGAAUGUUCCUGGUGAAGGGGAGCACAAGAUUAUGUCUUACAUUCGGUUGCAGAGGAACCUGCCAGGAUUUGACCCCAACACUCGACAUUGUUUGUAUGGCUUAGAUGCAGACUUAAUCAUGCUUGCUUUGGCUACCCAUGAACUACACUUUUCAAUUCUGAGAGAGGAUGUCUCCAAGUUUAGGGUAAAAGAUAGAAAGGCAACAAGUGGGAACUGGUCAUCACAAAGGGGUCAGAAGAGAUGUGGGGAGAAGUUAAUGCAAUCGAAAGUGGAUAGUGUGAAUGCAAAUGAUGACAUCUCGACACAGCAAUUCCAGUUCCUCAAUAUUUGGAUUCUCAGGGACUACUUGGCACAUGACAUGAGAGUACCAGAUCAAACUGUGGAGGCAGACUUUGAGCGUCUUAUUGAUGAUUUUGUUUUUAUGUGUUUGUUUGCUGGAAAUGAUUUUCUGCCUCAUGUGCCGUCCUUGGAAAUCUCUGAGGGGGCGAUUGACCUGCUUAUGGCCGUCUAUAAAAAGGAAUUUGUACGAAUGGGAGGUUAUCUAACAAAUUCUUUUGAGGUAAAUCUUGAACAUGUGGAGCACUACCUAAAAGCUGUGGGAUCCCAUGAGAGUGCAAUUUUUAGGAAACGCAGCCAGAUGCAGGAGAUAAAUAGGAAGCGCGGCAGAAGCAGUGACUCUUCCAAACUACCUCAUGCCAAGCGACUAAAGAACUCUGAGAGUUUAUGGUCCUCUUCUAAGCUUGAUGAGAAAAAGACACUGAUCUCUGUCAGUAGGGAAGCAACUUAUGAUGCUAAUGCAGUGGUUGACAAGGUUAAACUGGGAGAAAAAGGAUGGAAAGAAAGGUUUUAUACUGAGAAGUUUGAAACAAAGACCAAAGAUGACCAGGAGAAAAUUCGAAGUCAUGCGGUUUUAAAAUAUAUUGAAGGAAUUUGCUGGGUCAUGCAUUAUUACUAUCGAGGAUUUGUUCAGAUGCAGGAGAUAAAUAGGAAGCGCGGCAGAAGCAGUGACUCUUCCAAACUACCUCAUGCCAAGCGACUAAAGAACUCUGAGAGUUUAUGGUCCUCUUCUAAGCUUGAUGAGAAAAAGACACUGAUCUCUGUCAGUAGGGAAGCAACUUAUGGUGCUAAUGCAGUGGUUGACAAGGUUAAACUGGGAGAAAAAGGAUGGAAAGAAAGGUUUUAUACUGAGAAGUUUGAAACAAAGACCAUAGAUGACCAGGAGAAAAUUCGAAGUCAUGCGGUUUUAAAAUAUAUUGAAGGAAUUUGCUGGGUCAUGCAUUAUUACUAUCGAGGAGUAUGCUCUUGGCAAUGGUUUAAUCCUUACCAUUAUGGUCCAUUUGCUUCGGAUUUUUAUGGUCUUGGUCAGUUGGAGAUCCAAUUCACCCUUGGUGAACCCUUCAAGCCACUUAAUCAGUUAAUGAGUGUAUUGCCUGCCGCAAGUGCACAUGCACUUCCUUUGUUUUACAGGGUAUUGAUGACAGAUUUGUCGUCACCUAUUUCAGAUUUCUAUCCCACAGAUUUUGAGCUUGACAUGAAUGGAAAGCGAUUUGCAUGGCAGGCGGUAUGUAAAUUACCGUUUAUUAUGGAAUCUCGUCUUCUUGCGGAGACUGCAAAGUUGGAACACACCUUAACGGAUGAGGAAAAACGAAGAAACAGUUUGGGAAUGGAUAUACUUUUUGUUCACAUUUCACAUCCUUUAACAGUGAAGAUCUUCUCUCUUUGUGAACAAAAGAAAGAUCACCCAGAGUUGCCUAAUGCUGAAGUCGAACACGAAAUUGACCCAAAAUUGAGCAAUGGCAUGAAUGGCUACAUAUAUAUCACUGAUAAGCCAGUGUUGCCUCUUGAAAUCUAUUCACCAAUUGAGGACAUGGAGAUUAUCACAAAGCAUGAGACAAUUUCUGUCUUUUAUAAGUACCCCGCCUUUCAUCCUCACAUUCCCAGGCUACCGGAGGGGGUUUUGAUUCCUGUGACGUCAAUCAGCAGCCGCGAUGUUAUCUCUGCUCCAAUGCUAUGGCACGAGAUGACUGCUUUUGGACGUAGAAUUUCUGAAAGACCCAUUCCAAACUCCAUCUCAGGCCCUCGUCUGGCAAAAUCGGCACACCAACUUGUAUCAAAGCAUUAUCUCGUGAAGCAGAAACUGUGGGAUCAACAGAACCCGAGGGCCGUGCCACUGCUGAAGGCUCUGACUGUCACCCAAGCUCCCAACAGACAAUUUACAAGAAAGAGCCUGAUAAUGGUGGGAAACAGUGCUCAAGGGGAACUGAUCGAAAAAGGAGAUGGCGAAAGAAGCAGAAAGCACUCAAAGGUGAUGUCACUACAUCUUGCUCCUCGCAUCAGACACACUCCAAAGAGACAGUUCAAGGUGAAAGAAGUUGCGUAAGUGAGAGUAGACAUCAGGAGACCAAUGGUCUUGUAUCAGAAUUUCAUCUCAUAGAGAGGCAACAAGUCAUGGGUCCUGCAGAAUCCAAUUGCCAUAUCACCACAGGCAGCUUGGCUUGUCAGCCUAAUUCCAAGGGGACAGUUUGUGAGAAAGGGCAUGAUGACAUUGAACUAAGUUGC
Molecule: messenger RNA, 3503 nt
Organism: Macadamia integrifolia
Lineage: Eukaryota; Viridiplantae; Streptophyta; Magnoliopsida; Proteales; Proteaceae
Product: 5'-3' exoribonuclease 3-like
Exons: 27
Coding region: 352-3324 (990 amino acids)
Biological process (GO): nuclear-transcribed mRNA catabolic process
Cellular component (GO): nucleus
Molecular function (GO): 5'-3' RNA exonuclease activity; RNA binding
Source: RefSeq, a predicted model, not a curated record